Molecule: messenger RNA, 1967 nt
Organism: Phytophthora infestans T30-4
Lineage: Eukaryota; Oomycota; Peronosporomycetes; Peronosporales; Peronosporaceae
Exons: 3
Coding region: 1-1740 (579 amino acids)
Molecular function (GO): glycosyltransferase activity
Source: RefSeq, a predicted model, not a curated record
AUGCCCAAAGACGACGCAUCGCCCUCCACUGACGUGUCCGUAUCCCCCACCACCUUAUGCGGACCACGUCGGCGCCUACUUCAGACGCUGGCGCUGGUACUGCUGCUGUUGGGCGCUCUCUCGAUGGUUGCUCGCAUCGUGGACUUGUCGGCCGCCACGAGCAGCUUUCGCACCGGCGAUACGAGCCAAUCAGAACUCAGCGUGCGGGGGCCCAUACGCCACAAUGACUACCAGCAACAGGCAGCCACCAACACUCCUACGGCAACUAUCGCAACUCCUCCAGUGACGCAACCGACAGUGGAGCAACUUGAGAAGCAGGAGACCAAGAACCAAUGUUACGCGCAGCGAGAUGUAGGCGUCAUCGCUGCGGUGCAACAGGCAGCACGGAAUUUCUGUGCUGAUGGAGGCUGGGACAGCGUUAAGCAAGCUCCUGUGAGCCCCGAGAAGGCCACCAAAGUGACCACGUUCCGAGUUGCUGGCGGCAUCCGCAGCGCGACCUUCCAGAACCUCAUGCUUGACCUCGUGGGGGUUGGCAUCCACGCACCCAUUAAAAAUAUGGGCGAGGACGGCGGUAGUCACGACCCGAGGUUCAACUUCAACAAUCGCUUGAUCAACUGCGCGUGUGACGAACUGGCCAAUCAUUUCUGGAAGUUGCCGGGCGAUAAAGAGCGCAAGGCCGAGCAAAUCUGGCAGCCAUCAUUAGUGGCUUUACCAGAAGAGGGUAUCCCCAUGUCGACCAUCUGUUCCCCUCGGACACCGGAGAAUACCAAACGAUCAGCAUGGGAUUUUGUGAAAAACCCACUUCAGGCGCCGGAUAAAAACGAGACGGUGGUGUUCGAAGACCCCGUGGUGCUCAUUGCACGUCGGGACGACCAUAACCCGUUCUUCCAGAUCUCGUACGCUCUUAACUCGUGGAUUAUGCUCCAAGCUCUCGGCUGGGAUGUCACGAAAACCCGCGUGAUCCACUUGGACGGCGGCUAUCCUUCCCCGAUUGACGCCUUGCAUCAAGGUUUAUUAGCUCCCAACCACGACAUCAUCGAUGGGGCAACGCUAAUAGGCAAACGAGUUCAUUUCCGUGGCGACGUGAUGGUCGCCCCGUUCGAGUUGUCUGGACCGAUGAUGCAGCAUUUAGACAACGAGGAGCCCUGCUUUGAGUCGGAAUUGAUGAAGACGUUCCGUGCGCAAUCUCUCUUGACCCUGAACGUGACUCCCGCGAUGGAACGUGAACUCGGUCUGACUACUAUCCGCCCUAUGAUCGUGACGGUCAUCACGCGUAGGCCCUACGGUGGACGGAAGCUUCAACGUAUGUGGGUGAAUGAGGACGAAGUGAUGGCCAACAUGCGGAUCGAGUACAAGGGGCUGGACGUGGAGUUCCGCUCGAUCGAUUACGUCAACUUGACGUUGUUUGAGCAGAUGAAGACCACGAUCGAGAGCGACAUGGUCAUUAGUAUGCACGGCGCUGGGCUCGUGAACGUCAUUUGGGCACGGCCGAUGACUACCGUUGUGGAGAUUUUCCCCAAGGAGCGGUUCCGCUGGGGGUACCGGAACUUGUGCCAGUUUGUGGGCUGCGACUGGCACGAAUUCCGUGGCGGCCAGGAUCUCGGAGAGGGCGGGACGCCGAACUCGAAGAAUAAACGCAUUCCAUACGACGAAUGGAUGUCGUUCUUCCAUCCUCUUUUCCGCCAAUCCUACGGCGCGUUUGAGGAGCGACAGACAGUGCUACGUGGCCAAGCGUCGUAAACUCCAAUCCAAUAUUUGCGUCGACCGAAGUGUCUACAGUGCAACAUCGUCCACGGCUUCGAAUACGGAAACGUUAUUCGAAAUAUGCUGAUAGUACAGUACACGAGCAAUGCAGGCAUCGGUUUACUUUAGACAAACAGCAAUGCAACAUAUGUAGUGCGUAUGCGACCUCAAGUGAGUGAGCGGUAAGAAUUAUACAUGUUGAAGUGAGGAAUGACCUUCAAAAA